AUGAAAGAAACGACACAAGUCAUUCCUGUCAGAUCCAAGCACGAUGCAGAAGAUAAUACUCAAUCUAUCGAAGAUACUUCAAGCGAUAAUUUUCAACAAGAAGACGCAAGAAAGGUUGCAUUCUUUGGUUCAAUUAAAAUGUGGUUGAUUCUAAUUAUUUCUGUAAUUGUAUUAUUGACAGUUUUUAUUCUGUCAGCAAUUUGGUUGAGUAGUUUCAUUCCUUCAGUUGUUGAAUAUAGCAAGGAACUAAGAGAUUUUGAAUUUGAUAAUAUUGUUGCAUUUGUCAAACAAACAAUUAGAGAAGUAAAAAUGACAAGUGAAACUGGUAAACAUUUAAUGAUGAAAACACUUGAUUUUUCGAAUAGAGAUCAGAUAGAAGUGUUGAUUUAUCAGUUUUUGAAACAGCAGUGGACCUAUCUUAAAGGUUUAGUUGUUACAAAUCACAUUGGUGACAAUGAAGGAAGAAGUUCAACUCCAGACAUUCAAUUAGGAUUUUUUGAUUUGACAAUUUUGAUUAAUGCUGGAAAUGCACAUCCAGGAAAACCAACCAUCACUAAUAGUUUCAUAGAUGCAUCACAACCACAGUAUACUUUCAUUACAAUGGUUAAUUCUAUUGAGUUACCUCAACCAGAUUUGAAAGGAAACAAAUUUAAAUAUUACUUAGGAACAGAUUUGUCUGCUGAGACUAUUUCUCAAUAUUUGGCACAUGUAACGUUGAAAUUGAGUGGUUCUAAGAGUUUUAUUAUUGAAAUGGCAACUCAAUACAUUAUUGCAAAUGACAAUUCUAAUGCAAGGGUGGCAGUUGUUAAUUCAGAUGGAUCUGUCACAAGACAAACCUAUCUCAAAAUUGAUAAUGAUGAAAGAGUUUCGUCAAUCGCCAAGGUAUUGGCUUCGGAAUUGGGAACAGAAUUGGAUACUAUUGGAUGUGGAAACAAAUCAUUAAUUACAUCUGCAACUGAUUACAUUUCAGUUUAUAGAUUAUGCACAGAUACUGAUGUUGAUUGGUUGUUUGUGUUGGCAGUUCCUCAAUGGAAUUAUAUUAGUUCAAUUGUUAUUGCUGUUGUUUGUGCUACUCUUGGCGCAUGUAUUAUAAUUUCUGCAGGUGUUAUAACAUCUGUCAUUAUUUCAGUCAAAUUAGUGAAACCAUUUUACAACUUGAUUGAUUUAUUCGAAAGUGUUUCUCAUAUGGAUUUGGAUAAUUUAGUAAUUAAUGAUUCCAAAUUUACAGAAGUUAAACAUUUACAAAAUCAUUUCAAAACCAUGACAGACAGAAUCAAACUUUACAGAGCUUUCAUUCCAUCGCAUUUACUUUCUCAAUUAGAUCAAGGAGGAGAUCAAGUUGACGCCAAAAAGAAAGCUCAUGAAAACGAUUCCAUUUCUAUGGCUUCCUCUCAUAAAUCCUCUCAGAGAUCUUCGAGAUUAGACUCCAAACAAUCUAGCUUGAGUAGAAGUCAUGCCUCUAGUUCACAUCGAAGAUAUUCGAAUGAUUUGGAUAUUUUCUCACUUCAUUUGGAUCGAAAGAAAUUAUCCAUUGUUGCAAUUCAUAUUGAAGGGUUGAAUAGAUUAUUCUCUGAAAUAUCAGCAGGAGACUGUGUUGAUUUGUUGAAAGAUUUCUUUGAUCAUUUGGGAUUAGUUUGUCGAACAAGUAAUGGUUAUUUGGGAAAUUUUGAAAAUGAUUUAAUUUCAAUUUCAUUCAAUGCAAGUUCAAAUCAAUCGAAACAUUCAGAAAAAGCAGCUGCUGCAUGUGUUCAAUUAAUGGAAAAGUUGAACACAACCAAAUCAAAGAAAUGGCCAAAUCAAUUUAAAAAGAAACCUCACUUGAUUGAAAUUGUUACAUUCAGAUUUGCAAUUUGUGUUCAAGAAUCAUUAUGUGGAAAUUUAGGAUCGAAUGAUUUUAAGAAUUUCACAGUUAUUUCAAGUGCCAAAUUCAAUUUGGAAUCCAUGUUGGAUGUUGCAUCAAAAUUGAAUUUGAAUAUUGUAUUAUCUGAUAGAGUAUUUGCAAAUUUAGAGGAACAUUAUCAAAUGAGAUAUGUUUAUACGAAAGAAUUAAUUCCAGAUUCACAUUAUUCAUCUCCAUUUAUUCAACACAAAGAAAAUGAAAGAGCACAAAUUGAACCAACACAUAUUUAUGAAUUGGGUGAAAGCUUAAAUGUUGGAAUGGAUGAAUGGAUGUAUGAAUUACAAGAAAAGGAAAAGAAAGCAAAAUGGACCAAAUACAAUCAAGCUUGCAAACUCUUCUUCUCAAAUCAAUUCGAAGAAGCUAGAGAAUUAUUCCGAGAAUUUCAUGAACAAAACAAUGAUGUGGCAGCUGAAUUGAUGAUUAAAAAAUGUUCAACUACAACACCUAUUAGUGAAUUGUAG
Messenger RNA from Naegleria gruberi, 2361 nucleotides. RefSeq lists its product as uncharacterized. The coding region runs from base 1 to 2361 and encodes 786 amino acids. The record is from RefSeq and is a predicted model, not a curated record. NCBI's taxonomy places the organism in Eukaryota, Heterolobosea, Eutetramitea, Acrasida, Naegleriidae. The transcript is spliced from 5 exons.